This is a messenger RNA of Mesitornis unicolor (brown roatelo), 462 nucleotides long. RefSeq names its product DNA polymerase alpha catalytic subunit-like. Gene Ontology annotation, cellular component: alpha DNA polymerase:primase complex. Gene Ontology annotation, biological process: DNA replication; lagging strand elongation; mitotic DNA replication initiation. The record is from RefSeq and is a predicted model, not a curated record. Lineage: Eukaryota; Metazoa; Chordata; Aves; Mesitornithiformes; Mesitornithidae. Gene Ontology annotation, molecular function: single-stranded DNA binding; DNA-directed DNA polymerase activity; purine nucleotide binding. The transcript is spliced from 3 exons. The annotation marks the transcript as partial.
UCUUUUGAAAUUUUUGUUUCUUUAUUAAUAGGACUGGAUCCUUCCCAAUUCAGAGUCCAUCACCAUUACCAUAAAGAUGAGGAGAAUGAUGCCUUGGUUGGUGGCCCAGCUCAGCUCACUGAUGAGGAGAAAUAUAGGGAUUGUGAAAGAUUCAAGUUUUGCUGCCUCAAAUGCGGAACAGAAAAUAUUUAUGACAAUGUCUUUGAUGGUUCGGGGCGAUUUAUUGAACCCAGCUUGCAAAGGUGCAGUAAGACUGAAUGUGAAGAGCCUCCUCUCAACUAUGUGGUUCAAAUGAGCAACAAAAUACUGUUGGAUAUUAGACGCUACCUCAGAAAAUACUAUAAUGGUUGGUUAAUAUGUGAGGAGCCAACGUGCCAGAAUCGAACCCGUCGACUUCCCCUGAGUUUUUCCCGGAGUGGCCCCGUGUGCCAGGCCUGCAAGAAGGCUGUUCUCAGACCAGAG